Symbiodinium sp. CCMP2592 is the source of this 1491-nucleotide messenger RNA. Lineage: Eukaryota; Dinophyceae; Suessiales; Symbiodiniaceae. The record is from the annotation of a GenBank genome assembly.
AUGCAGCGGUACGGGUGCCAAGACUUCGUCGAGGAGAUUGCUCAUCUCCAGAAGCUGGCCGAGAUGCUGCCAGACUCACCAGUCACCGAGAGCAUGGCCAACACCUUCAUGGCUAAGAUCCAGGGAUUCCAGUCCUGGUCCUCGGAGAGCAUCUGCCAAAUGCUUGCCAAGGCCGACGAAGCUUCCAAACUGCCAGAGGCCAUGAAAGCAAAGAUUCUGGACACCAUCCAGAAUUUGUCCAUGAACACCGGCUCCCAGCUCAAGUUGGUGAACACUGGCCAGUCCGUCCAGCGGCUGUGUCCAUACUUGACCAGGCCAGACUGGGUCGCUUUGUCCACCCUCACGAGCCAAACGGACCAGCUGGAGCUCUUAGCCAAAAGACUCCGAGCCAUGGGACUGCAUUCUUUAAAAGAAUGCACCAAGGGCCAAGCGGUCGCCAUUGUCUUGAUGGUGCAAGCUUCGCAAGGCAAGCCAAGCCUUUCGGCAGCUGCCAUCAACUCGGCAGUCCAGGACUUCGGAAUCAUCUUCCAGUCCCUGCCAAGCAGCAAUUGCCCCGGCGCCAGCAGAUAUCCAGACCAUCCAUCAGAGAUGGGCCAGCUUUGGCUCUCCAAGGCCUAUGGUCCAGGCGACCAGCCAGAUCUGCAGGACCCAUGCCUGGCUCCAUUUUUGAAGAAAGUGCCUCUUCGAAGCACCCAUGCUUCAUUGGCCGGCGGCACCAGGUGCAGGUCCAAGCGGCCUCCAGCGACACCUCAGGGCUCCACCUUAAGCUUCGACCAGGAGCUGGAAAUGCUGAAGCUGCGGCAUGGCAUCCAAGCCCAAGCAGCCACACAAGGCACAGCCACUCUGCAGGGAAGCCAAGGGCCCACCGCCGCAGCAACAGCAGUGUUGCCUUGGCUGUCGCCGCGAAGCAUGGUCCAGUCCCACAGCCAGAGUGCUGCCAGCACAACUGCCCCUGGCCAGGUCUUUGGCCAGAGCACAGCAUCUGCCGCUGCUUUGCCACUUCCUCCGGCAAGCCCGCCUCCUGAAGCCACGACCAGAGUCGAAGCAGCUCCCACGGAGACGACUGCCAAGGAAGACAGUGCCAAGCAGGACGCCAAGACAUUGCAGGAGUACGAGCAGGAGCAGUUCCAGAAGCUGCUGGAUGCCAAGGCCGACAAGAAGAAGAAGGCCAAGGAGGACGGCCAGGCCGACCAGAAGCCCAAGAAACAGCAUAUGAAGCGGCCAGCAGCAGCCAUGUCUACCCGACAAAGCUCGGCGAACCAGGGCACCACCUGCAACGGCCAUGAGGCUGGCAAAGGUGCCACCGCCGCCAAAGGCGGCAGCACAAAGAUCCUCUACGGAUGUAUCCGCUGUCGUGGUAAUGUUAAGGGAUGCUCCAGUUGUUGGGACCCAAACUUUCGGGGCACCCGUCUCCACGGCCGCCAAGCUUGGAGGGAGUACAUCGAGGCCCACAAAGCCAACAAGGCCAUGAAGAAGGCUCCCAAGAAGUAG